CAACAUAAUUUACGAACGGUAUUGCACGUGAGUGCACGCGGUGAUUUCAAGUGACAACCUCACUUUUUCAACUUUUAUCGAGUUUCAAAGGUCCUAAACUUGAAUGAAAAACUCGUUCGUUCCACUACUUUGCCGUUGUUCACAGCUCUAGAAAGUGACCUUUGAUCACUUAUAAAAUCACAUUCCUACUGCAGAUAUCUUUUUGGGAUCAAAAUGUUGAAAAAUACAGUUACUUUGGUUACUGGUGGAGCCUCUGGCUUAGGUAGAGCUACUGUGGAGAGGCUAGUUCAACAAGGAAGCAAAGUAGUUAUAUGUGACUUGCCAAACUCCAAAGGCUCUGAGUUGUCUAAAAGUAUUGGUGAAAGUAACACCUUGUUCUGUCCUGUAGAUGUAACUUCUGAAAGUGAUGUCCAAGCUGCAUUAGAUGCCACCAAGAAGCAAUUUGGUAAACUGGAUAGUGUUGUAAACUGUGCUGGAAUUGCUGUUGCUUUCAAAACAUAUAACUUUAACAAGAAAUUGCCACACAAAUUGGAAGAUUUUGCCAAAGUUAUCAAUGUGAAUGUGAUUGGUACCUUCAAUGUAGCCCGUUUAUCCGUGGGCCUGAUCGGUGAUAAUGAUCCAAACCAAGAUGGGCAGCGCGGCGUGAUCAUCAAUACCGCAAGUAUAGCGGGCUAUGAAGGCCAGAUGGGUCAAACGGCAUACGCAUCGUCGAAAGCAGCCAUUAUAGGUUUAACGCUGCCAAUGGCUCGCGACUUAUCAUCACACGGCAUUCGCGUCUGCACUAUUGCGCCGGGUCUAUUUGAAACGCCAUUGCUUGCCUCGCUGCCUGAUAAAGUACGCGCCUUCUUAGCAAAAUCAGUGCCAUUCCCGCAACGUCUUGGCAAUCCAACGGAAUAUGCAAUGCUUGUACAAAACAUAAUUGAAAAUCCGCUACUCAAUGGUGAAACCAUUCGUUUGGACGGCGCCCUCCGAAUGCAACCAUAGGACUGACUUCGGUAUAACUAGCUAUGCGAUAUAUUUUCUUUAAAAUAUCAAUAAAUGAAUAUACAUGAAA
Dalotia coriaria is the source of this 1054-nucleotide messenger RNA. RefSeq names its product hydroxysteroid 17-beta dehydrogenase 10 (gene scu). Gene Ontology annotation, cellular component: mitochondrion. Gene Ontology annotation, biological process: estrogen metabolic process; androgen metabolic process; fatty acid metabolic process. The record is from RefSeq and is a predicted model, not a curated record. The transcript has 4 exons. Lineage: Eukaryota; Metazoa; Arthropoda; Insecta; Coleoptera; Staphylinidae. The coding region runs from base 214 to 984 and encodes 256 amino acids. Gene Ontology annotation, molecular function: estradiol 17-beta-dehydrogenase [NAD(P)+] activity.